Fraxinus pennsylvanica is the source of this 2223-nucleotide messenger RNA. Lineage: Eukaryota; Viridiplantae; Streptophyta; Magnoliopsida; Lamiales; Oleaceae. The record is from the annotation of a GenBank genome assembly.
AUGGCUGAUCAGAAAUUACCCGAAGAAAAGAUUAUAGAAAUGGCAAUGCAUGUGCCAGUGGCUCAUAAGAAUACUGAAAAUAAGGAAGAAGAUAAACAGAUAAUUACAACCAACGAGAACGUUGAAAAUGUGAAUGAAAAAAAGCAAGAAAUUGAUCAGAAAGAAGGAGCUGGCCAAGAGAAGGAGACGAAGAAGAAAGCGAAAUGCGUUCGCUUUAAUUCUAAGAAAAUAAUAAUCGCUCCAAAGGAAGAAGAAAAAUUUGUCUUGCAGAGGUCACUGUCUGAUAUGGAUGAAGGGAGGGUCGAGGAAAAUGAGUUUUCGGCCAUGUCGGACGAGGAACUGAAUAGAAGAGUUGAGGAGUUCAUUCGAAGGGUUGCUUCCGCCUUCAAUAUUCUCCUCCACCGAACUCCUCACUCUCCCUCUCUCGUUUGCGGGGAUUACCUUUCAAUUGGGCACUUCAAUUUCACCAGGGUAGUGUGCAAUGGGUGGAUUCUUUGCCCUGAUGGUGUUAUUGGGAGCGUGAUUGGGAAGAGUGGAAAAGUUAUUAAUUCGAUCCGGCAAGAGACAAGAGCAAAAGUCAAGGUGGUGGACCCGUUUUCUGGUGCUAAAGAUAGAGUUAUCACUAUUUAUUGCUAUGUUAGAGAGAAGGAGGAUGUCGAAGUUGAUGAGGAAUUCAAUGAUAAGGAACCUCUUUGUCCUGCUCAGGAUGCGCUCCUCAAGGUGCACGAGGCAAUUGCAAAUGCAAUGGCUAUGGUCGGGGAGUAUGACAGGAAGAAGAACGACAAAGAUAAGGUGGAAUGUAAGAUUCUUGUUCCAUCUAGCCAGUCUGCUAAUAUCAUUGGGAAAUCUGGUUCCACCAUUAAGAAGUUGAGAAACAAGACAAGGACGAACAUCAAGAUCACUUCCAAGGAUGCUAGUGACCCAUCUCAUUCGUGUGCAUUGGAGUUUGACAAUUUUGUCCUGAUAUCUGGAGAUUCAGAGGCUGUGAAGAAAGCAGUUUUUGCCAUUUCUGCUAUCAUGUACAAGUUUUCACCAAAGGAAGAUAUUCCUCUUGAUGCCUCUGUCCUGGAAACCCAAACCCCUCCAAGCAUAAUCAUCCCGUCAGAUGUUCCCGUAUAUCCUGCAACUGGAUUUUAUCAAAGUGUAGAUCCUAUUAUCUCUUCCAGAUCUAUUCCUUCCAUUUUAGGUCCUGCACAUGCACCAGAUAUGCCCAGUCGUACUGAUGCUGGGAACACGUGGCCGGUUUAUUCAUCCACUCUUCCUGUGGUGUCUGGUUAUGGUGGUGUGUCUCGAUCUGAGGAGUUAACUAUAAGAGUGUUGUGUCCAUCUAAUAAAAUUGGCCGUGUUAUUGGCAAAGGAGGAAGUUCCAUCAAACGUAUAAGGCAGGACAGUGGUGCCCAUAUUGAGGUUGAGGACCCAAAGGCCAAUAACAGUGAGUGUGUUAUCACCAUUAUCUCAACAGAGUCACUGGAUGAUCUGAAAUCCAUGGCUGUCGAAGCUGUGUUACUGCUGCAAGGAAAGAUAAAUGAUGAAGAUGAUGGCACUGUAACUUUGAGGCUUCUUGUUCCAUCUAAGGUUAUCGGGUGUAUCAUCGGGAAAAGUGGUUCAAUCAUAAAUGAAAUCAGGAAGAGAACAAAAGCAGAUAUACGGAUCUCCAAAGGCGAGAAGCCUAAAUGUGCAGAUGCUAAUGAUGAACUUGUUGAGGUUGUUGGCGAAGUUCGUAGUUUGAGAGAUGCACUUAUUCAGAUUGUCUUGAGGCUCCGAGAUGAUGUGUUAAAAAAUAAAGAAGGUGGCCACAUUUCUUCUGCUGGUGCUGGUUUUUCGAUGCCCUCAGUUUUGCCUAGUAUUCCUCCAGCUGCUCCUUUGGGCUAUGAGCACAGGUCCGAAACUGAGAGUGGGGUGGGCCUGCUUUCCUCCAGCGCCUAUGGGUCCCUGUUGACCGGAGAUAGUGGUUAUGGAUCAUUUUCCUCUCAUUCAUCGUCAUUGUAUGGAAGAUUGCCUCCGCCUUCAACUCUGGAAAUGGUUGUACCUGCAUAUGCAGUUGGUAAAGUCAUGGGCAAAGGUGGCAUGAAUAUUGAGAAUAUACGUAAGAUAUCUGGUGCAGCAAUAGAGAUUUCAGAUUCCAAAUCAUCGCGAGGUGAUCGCGUGGCUUUAAUCUCAGGCUCAUCGGAACAGAAGCGUGCAGCUGAAAACUUGAUUCAAGCAUUCAUAAUGGCCACUUAA